UUUAGUAGGUGAAGACUGUCUUUGAUGACAAAACUCCACAGAUUCCGGUAUUUUAGCUGAUAUUUAUGGAGCUUCUAUCAUUCCCCUAAUGAAGUCGUUCAGUUCCUUCUUCCACCAACAAUCACAGUUGACUUAUUUAUUCUGAGCUUUUAGUUCUCGCAGAAACUCACUACAAAGUCAGAAUUUCAUGGAAAGUUGAGCCAAAGGAUCAAACAGUCUUGUUGGAGCUGAAGUUCUUCGGUCAAAGAGGUUUUUAACUUAACAGAAAAGCCAAACUUGCAUAGCAAAAACACACAGACCUGACUGUGAUGCAGCACAUAUUACUGGUUAAUCUUUGUUUACCCAACUACUAAAGAAAAAACAUGGACGCUUUUUAAAAAUCUCCACUCCUCUGACCUCCUUUAAGCAAAGACGAAGCGCGGCGGAUGAUGCGAGCGCCCUGAAAUGUGCCGUGCAUCUGGAUCUCCUGCUCGGAGCUCAGAAAAACAUCUGGAAGUGUUAAAACUGUGAUGACUCCAGCAGAAUCCCCCAACAGCCAACCGCGGCCUCGCUUCCUGGACGCUCUCCACCAAUCAGGAGGCCGGCCAGAGCGGACGGGCGGUCCGAGCAGACGCACAGAAAGUGGGAGAAAGGAAGGAAAGGGGCGAGCAGAAAAGAUCAAUCCUCACGUCUGUAGGAGAAAGGAAGAAAAAGAAUAUUUUUCAGGACGUUUAGUUCUGGACUGCAAACAGGGCCGAGCCGACCGGGUUAUCACUGUGGACCGAGAGGAAGAGGAGGAAGGAGGUCGCCCGGACAGACGUAAGCCGGAGCAGCGCCACAGCCAAGGUCCUCUGUCAUCCAUCAGAGCCGCCAUCAAGAGAAGCUCUCCCCGGCCCACCUCCCUCACAGAGACGCCCGCGGACCGAGAGCGCGACAGAAACCGCAGACCACAGAUCACCAUCUUGUCAGCGGAGCCGCUUCCCUCCACUUCCUGGUUUCCCGGCGUGGCAGCGGGAAUCCCGCCCCCGCCUCCGCCCGCCGCACAGAUCUGGGGAGCCACCAUCCCUCCAUCCAUCCAGCCGCCUCCUUCUUAUGAGGAGGUGAUCAAGGAGAAGACGCAGGAGCAGGUACUCCUUCCUUCUUCCUCGCCGUUCCCUUCAAUAAACAUCGCCACUCAGACGGAGGCGGGGCCUGAACCUGAGCAAUCUGGAGCAGAAAGACCAGGGAGACCGCCGCGGCCUCCGCCCCCCGACAAAUCCACCGGUGACAUCACCGUCCCCAGCAGCCAAUCAGCUCCCUGCUCUCAGGCCCGUGUGGAUACGGACUCUCGGGGCUGCGCCCUCCCUGAAACGAGUUCUCCUCCAAGCGCCACUUGUGCGGCUCAAAGUGACCUGCUGGAUCUGUGCUUUGCAGCUCCUCCUCACGACGGGGCUGCGGGGCGCCCCAGGCCCCUCCCCCGCUCUAGAGCCGGACUUCAGCCGCUCAGGAAGGAGGUCAAAGUUCAGACUUUGGUGAAGCUUCGGGACGACGGCGCCGCCACAUUAGCCAGCCGUGCUGAAGGCUCCGGCUCGCAGCAGGAGGGGGGCCAGGGGAGGUAUCUGCAGGAGCUGCUCCAGGCGUUCAGCUCAGACGACUGGGGCUUCCCCGAUCACCACGGCGACGGCGGAGAGCCCAGCCAAUCAGACAGUGAAGAGAGAGAGGAGGACGAGGAGGACAUGGCGACCCUGAAACUGAGGAUCCAGGCGUUCGAGCAACAGCAGGAGGCAGAGAGACCUGAGCCGCGACCACGCCCCCGUCUCCAGGGGCAACCAGGCAGGUCGGUCCCCCCCGUGAUCGCCCCAAAGCCUAAAACCUUUUCGCCCGCCCCCAAACCGUCAGCCAGGGUUUCUCUGGACGAUGGAUGCAGGUCUGCGGAUCAGGGUCAACCAGAAACCGCUGAAACCAGCAGCCAGGAGUUGAACCCGAAACCCCAAACGGCUGCAGAGGCAUCAGCCUCUGGUCCUUCCUCAUCAGAACCGGGCCCCAUCAGAACCGAUAAGAAACCCUCUUUAGCUCCGAAACCGCGGUCCGUAACGGAGACCCCCUCAGCCGCUAGCCCCACCCCUGUUCCUGCGCCGAGGCCGCCGCCCCCCAAGCUCCCCACCUCCUCCCCGCUGAACCCCACACCCCCGCCGAGACCCGCGGCGGCUCCCAGAGCCAGCGUGGGUGCUUCCCCCGCGGAUAGGAGAAGCAGCGUGACUCCGGGGGGGUCUCCAACCAGCGUCCAAUCAGCGGGGGUGAAAGCAGGAAGUGUCUGCGCCGGCGCCCCAACCAAACCUGCAGCUCCGGCUUCCGCCCGUAGGACGAGCGCUCCAAACCUGGCAACCAGAGCCGCUCCAGUUUCACAAUCACCUCCAGAUCCAAACACUAAACCAACGUCCUCGCCUCCUAAACCUGCUGGACAGGCUCCGCCCACAUGUCCCGCCCCCGCGUUGAGGAAAGCCGAUAGGACCCACAGCAAGACACCGGCCGCAGACCCUCCUCUUCCUCCACGCCCUGCAGGUGCGAAACCCCUCCCUAUUCGACCUCCUCCAAUCAAAUCCAUCCCGAGCAGGCCGCCGCCUCCAGCCGUCAACUUGCACUCCUCGUCCAAUCAAAUUCCUUCCAAGGCUGCUCCGCCUCCCUCGUCUUCACCCGGUAACACCCGGGCCCAGAAGGGAGGGAAAAGAGGACCGCCUCUGCCACCACGGCCUAAACCCGGACACCCGCUCUACAACAGCUACAUGCAGGAGGUUCUGAUCGUCCUGGACGACCCAAACCCGGAUCCUUCUGAGCAGGUCUCAAAGGAAACAAAAGACCCCUCCAGCACCCCCCUCAUCCUGCCGUCGCAGGAGCUCCUGGACACCCCACCUGAGGACACCCGAUCCAAACCGGCCCUAGAGGACCUCCAGUCCAUCCUGCCUGUGAAGCCUGUGGAACUGAAGGACCAGCCAGACCCCGCCCCUGUCAGCGGCCCCCGCUGCGUCGCCAGGUUCGACUACGAGGGCGAAGAGGACGACGAGCUCACCUUCUCCCGGGGCGACGUCAUCGCCCUGCAGGAGGUGAUGGGAGACGAGUGGGGGCGGGGCCAGAUCCACGGGAAAUCCGGGAUAUUUCCCCUGAACUUCACGGAGGUGCUGGAGCCCCUCCCACCGGCGGUGACAUCAUCACCAGGUGAAAGCGGCAAAGUCACGUUGGAAGAAACCCCAGACUCAGCGUUGACAGAAAGCUCUCAGGACUCAGAGGGGGAGGAGUGGGUGGUGGCUCUGUUUGACUUUCCCGGUCAGACCGCAGAGGAUCUGUCCUUCCAGAAGGGGGCGCUGAUCCGAGUGACGGAGCGUGUGGACGCAGAGUGGCUCAGAGGAAGGCUGGACGGCCGAGAGGGCCUCUUCCCGGCAUCCUUUGCUCAGGCUCAGCCAAUCCCAGACCAGCAGAGUCCAGUUGGACGAGCAGCCAAAGCCCUGUUCAAUUUUACAGCGGAGCGCGAGGACGAGCUGACCGUGAAGGUCGGGGACGUAAUCACGCAGGUGGAGUCUGUAGACACAGACUGGAUUUUAGGACUUAUGGACGGGAAACGUGGGAUUGUUCCUAAAAACUAUAUUUCUUUUCUCUGAUGUGGACGGGGAACGGGACCAUGGGAGCUGUUUCCUGCGCGCUUUUAUUUUGAAGUGCUGAGCACACGCCUGUUGUUUUGGACCAUGCGUUUUAUUCUGAAAGUCUCAAUAGACUUUUUGUUUUAAAUAUAUUUUUUUCUAACUGGAUGAACUUGACUCCUGCACGCACAAACGUCACCACAUCCGUGAUAAACCUUUACUUAAAUGUUUAAAUACAUGAACCCGAAUGAAACUUCAGACACAGAAAGUUUGCUAAAGGUGAGUCUGCACCAGGUCAUGUGACACACAGGUAUGUUUGUUCCUCACGUUUUCAGGAUCUGACACAAAUGAAGGGAAAGUGGAAAAACAGCAGGUAAUGUUUACAGAUCACUAAAGGGAUUUUUGAGGUGAUUAGAAGGUUUUUAAAAGAAACGUAUAAAUAAAUGUUCAGAUCAAACUUAUUUGGGUUUUUAUCCUCCAAAUUAAAAUGUUUUCCUAAUUAUUGGAACAUUUUGACAUUUUUCUCUAUUCAGAUCAACUUUUUUAUGUAACUAUCAGAAGUUUUCAUGUUUUCCCCCCAUUUUUAUGUUUAGCAUUAAAAAAUAGACAGAUGUUCAUAAAAUCAGUUCACUACACUAUAAUCAGCUGAUUUUUGACAUAAACAAACUUUUUUCCCAGACUUUAUGGUAAAAAUGCGACGCAUAACCUUUAAUUUAGUCUAUUGGCUCUCAUUAAUGGACUUCAGCCUUAAAGCUUCUGGUUUUCUCCUGAAGAGAACCAACUGGAAGACGGGAAACGUCCAGUGGAACCAGAACAUCCAAGAUUACUGCUAAGAGACGAUUCAUUUCCUUUACAAACAUUGAUGUUAUGGCUUUUUCUGUACAUUUCAUGUUUCAUUUUUCAUGAACUGAAUCUCCAAAUUGUUUCUUUUUGGGAAGAUUUUCUCCAAAGGAAACUCAAAUUCAUUAAACAUUUUGUGCAAAUCA
Messenger RNA from Oryzias latipes (Japanese medaka), 4576 nucleotides. RefSeq lists its product as uncharacterized. NCBI's taxonomy places the organism in Eukaryota, Metazoa, Chordata, Actinopteri, Beloniformes, Adrianichthyidae. Gene Ontology annotation, molecular function: protein binding. The record is from RefSeq and is a predicted model, not a curated record. Gene Ontology annotation, biological process: protein transport to vacuole involved in ubiquitin-dependent protein catabolic process via the multivesicular body sorting pathway. Gene Ontology annotation, cellular component: ESCRT-0 complex.